Molecule: messenger RNA, 644 nt
Organism: Cucurbita pepo subsp. pepo (vegetable marrow)
Lineage: Eukaryota; Viridiplantae; Streptophyta; Magnoliopsida; Cucurbitales; Cucurbitaceae
Source: RefSeq, a predicted model, not a curated record
AAGAAGCAGUCAGGAACAUCUACUGAACCCUAACUAAACUCUCUCUAUCUCUCUCUCGUUCUUUUGCGAUUUGCUGUCUGCGAAGGAUGAAGAUCGUAGCUGCUUAUUUGCUCGCCGUUUUGGGAGGCAACUCCAGCCCUUCGGCUAAAGAUUUGAAGAAUAUUCUUGGAUCUGUUGGAGCUGAAGUUGAUGAUGAAAGAAUCGAGCUUCUGUUGUCUAGCGUUAAGGGCAAGGAUGUUACAGAGCUCAUUGCUUCCGGAAGAGAAAAACUAGCAUCUGUUCCUUCUGGUGGAGGUGCUGCCAUGGCAGUUGCCGCUGGAGGCGGUGGGGGUGGUGGUGGUGCCGCCCCAGCUGCCGAAGAGUCAAAGAAAGAGGAGAAGGUUGAAGAGAAGGAAGAAUCAGAUGAUGACAUGGGCUUCAGUCUCUUCGAUUAAGUAUAAUUACAAUGUCGAAUGUUUUUGUUCAGAGAAUUUUCAAGAUUUUAGGUUGGAUUUUUUGUUAUUCACGUGUAGUUUCUUUUAACAUUAUCGUGGUGUUAUGAUGAGCCAAAUGUUAUAUUUCGUUUCAGUUGAUGAAUUUCGUCGUUAUUUUAAGCAUCUCGUGUUAUAUGAAAAGAGGAAUUGCCGCUAUGUCAUUAAUUUGAA